This is a messenger RNA of Zingiber officinale, 3936 nucleotides long. RefSeq names its product putative ABC transporter B family member 8. Gene Ontology annotation, molecular function: ABC-type transporter activity; ATP binding; ATP hydrolysis activity. The record is from RefSeq and is a predicted model, not a curated record. Gene Ontology annotation, cellular component: membrane. Lineage: Eukaryota; Viridiplantae; Streptophyta; Magnoliopsida; Zingiberales; Zingiberaceae. The transcript is spliced from 7 exons. Gene Ontology annotation, biological process: transmembrane transport. Bases 56 to 3760 code for a protein of 1234 amino acids.
AUGGAGAGGCCUCUUCGUCUUGCAUCACAACACUCCAUUUCUGUUAUAGCAAUUAAUGGAGGGAGAAGGCAAAGCUGAAGGAGAGGAAGCCAAAGGACAUGGCCAUGGAUCAGUCUUCUUAUUUGCAGAUUGGGUGGACGUUGUGCUGAUGGUGAUGGGAACCGCGGGAGCUGUGGGAGAUGGAUGCUCGGUCAAUUGCCUUCUUCUCUUCGCCAGCGGAGUCAUGAACAGCUUAGGCUACGGCAAGGCUCACAGCUCUGGCCUUCUUGACCAUGCAGAUUUCAUGAAGGACGUAGAGAAGUAUUGCUUGUACUUUGUGUACUUGGGAUUGGCAGUGCUGCUGGUGGCCUUUUUGGAAGGGUAUUGUUGGAGCAAAACGAGUGAGAGGCAGGUGCUGAGGAUCAGACACAAGUAUUUGGAAGCUAUUCUGAGACAAGAGGUUGCAUUCUUUGAUUCACAAGAGGCAACAACAGCAGAGAUCAUUAACAGUAUCUCAAAGGACACUUCUCUAAUUCAAGAAGUGCUAAGUGAGAAGGUGCCGCUUUUCAUCAUGCACUCUUCCACCUUCGUCUCCGGCCUCGUCUUCUCCACCUACUUCUCCUGGAGGCUCUCCUUGGUGGCGCUUCCCCUCGUCCUCCUCCUCAUCAUCCCCGGCCUCAUCUACGGCAAGUACCUCCUCUACCUCUCCCGCAGGUCCCGCGAGGCAUACGGCAAAGCCAACGCCAUCGCCGAGCAGGCGCUCAGCUCCGUCAAGACCAUCUAUUCCUUCACCGCCGAGAAGAGCAUCGUGGAGAGGUACGCCGGCAUCUUGGACAUGACCGUGAAGCUAGGCAUCAAGCAGGGCGUCGCCAAGGGACUCGCAGUGGGAAGCACGGGCUUGUCCUUCGCCAUCUGGGCCUUCCUUGCUUGGUAUGGGAGCAGGCUGGUGAUGUACCAUGGAGAGAGCGGUGGCCGGAUUUAUGCAGCCGGGAUUUCCUUCGUUUUGGGCGGAUUAUCUCUGGGCAUGGCGCUGCCUGAGGUGAAGCACUUGACGGAGGCAUCGGUGGCGACGAAGAGAAUAGUCGAGAGGAUCAACAGACGACCGCGGAUCGAUGCGGAGGAUCAGAAGGGGUUGAGAAUGGAGGAGAUGCAUGGCGAGGUGGAGUUCGAGGGCGUCCGGUUCGCGUACCCUUCGCGGCCGGAGGCCGCCGUGCUUAGGGACUUCAGCCUCCGGGUCCCGGCGGGGCAGACGGUGGCGUUGGUAGGCACCAGCGGGAGCGGCAAGUCGACCGCAAUCGCGCUGCUGCAGCGGUUCUACGACGUGGACGCCGGCGAGGUGAGGGUCGACGGCGUGGACAUCAGGAAGCUGCAGCUGAGGUGGAUCAGAGGAAAGAUGGGGCUAGUGAGCCAAGACCAUGCUCUCUUCGGGACGUCGAUCAAGGAGAAUAUUCUGAUGGGGAAGCCCGGAGCCACCGCCACGGAGAUGUACGCCGCCGCCAUGACUGCGAAUGCUCACAACUUCAUCCGGCAAUUGCCGGAGGGAUACGAGACCAAGAUCGGGGAGAGAGGCGCGCUUCUAUCCGGCGGCCAGAAGCAGCGGAUCGCCAUCGCCAGAGCAGUCAUCAAGAAUCCUGUCAUUCUUCUUCUCGAUGAAGCCACCAGCGCGCUCGACUCCGAAUCGGAGAAGCUGGUCCAGAACGCCCUCGAUCAAGCCUCCAUGGGAAGAACAACACUGGUGGUCGCUCACAAGCUGUCCACGAUCAAGAACGCCGACCAAAUUGCGGUGGUCGAUUCCGGAAGGAUCGUCGAGAUCGGCACCCACGACGAGCUCAUCGCUCAGAGUAACAGCCACUACUCGCGCCUGGUGAAGCUGCAGAGGAUUUCGAGCAAUCUCGAUCCGGAGCCGGAAUCCUUCCGCCCUUCCUCCGUCGCGAGGAGCAGCGCGAGCCGCCUCAGCGUCACAAAAGCCAGCCCCUCUUCCUUCUCGGCCUUCUCCGAGGAGCAAUCUACCAUCGCCGCCACCGCCCCUGCGCCAUCCUUCUCCCGGCUCCUUGCGAUGAACGCGCCCGAGUGGAAGCAGGCCGUCGUCGGCAGCCUCUCCGCCAUCGUAUUUGGCUCCAUACAGCCCAUCUACGCGCUCUCGAUCGGCGGCAUGAUCGCCGCCUUCUUCCUCCAGGACCACAACGAGAUGAAAGCCGCCAUCCGCCGCUAUGCUCUAAUUUUCUCCUCCCUCUCACUGGUUUCGAUCCUGGUCAAUCUGUUGCAGCACUACAGCUUCGCCUACAUGGGCGAGCGAUUGACGAAGCGUGUUCGGAUCCGGGCGCUGGAAAAGAUCCUAACUUUCGAGGUGGCGUGGUUCGACGACGACGCGCACUCCAGCGGCGCGCUGUGCUCGCGGCUGAGCAACGAGGCGGCGCUGGUAAAGACGUUGGUCGCAGACCGCGUGUCCCUGCUGCUCCAGACCGCCUCCGGGGUGGUCGUCGCCAUGACCAUGGGGUUGAUCAUCGCCUGGAAGCUCGCCCUGGUCAUGAUCGCGAUCCAGCCGUCGACGAUGAUCUGCCACUACGCCAAGAAGGUGGUGCUGUCGCGGGUAUCGGUGGCGCUAGCGAAGGCGCAACACAGCAGCACGCAGAUCGCCGUCGAGGCCGUGUACAACCACCGGAUGGUGACUUCCUUCGGGUGCGCCGACAAGGUGCUGGAGCUGUUCACAGAGGCGCAAGAGGAGCCGGUGAGGGCGUCGAGGAAGAAGGCGUGGGUGGCGGGCCUGGCGACAGGAAGCUCGCCCUGCCUGUCGUUUUUGGCGUGGGCGUUGGACUUCUGGUACGGAGGUAGAUUGGCGCAGUCCGGCGAGAUAUCCGCCGGAGACGUGUUCAAGACCUUCUUCAUUUUGGUUAGCACGGGGAAGAUGAUCGCCGAGGCCGGCAGCAUGACUUCCGACCUGGCCAAGGGCGCCACCGCUGUGGCGUCGGUGUUCGAGGUGUUGGACCGGCAGUCCUUCAUACCAGCUUCUUCCUCCUCCUCCGCUUCUUCUAAUGGCGAGAGUAAGAAGAUACACGGGAAGAUCGAGAUCCGGAAGGUCGACUUCGCGUACCCAGCGCGGCCGCAGUGCCCGGUGCUGCGUGGCUUCAGCUUGGAGGUGAAGGCCGGGACGAGCAUGGCCUUGGUCGGCCGGAGCGGCUGUGGCAAGUCCACCGUCGUCAGCCUGAUCCAGCGCUUCUACGACGUCGACCGCGGCGUCGUCCGCAUCGACAACACCGACGUCCGGGAGCUCGACCUGAUCUGGUUCCGCGGCUUCACCGCCCUGGUCAGCCAAGACCCGGUCCUCUUCUCCGGCACCGUCCGCGACAACAUCGCCCUGGGCAAACCCAACUCCACCGAGGACGAGAUCGUCGAAGCCGCACGAGCCGCCAAUGCCCAUGACUUCAUCUCAUCGCUCAAGGAUGGAUACGGAACCAACUGCGGGGAGCGGGGGGUGCAGCUGUCGGGAGGGCAGAAGCAGAGGAUCUCGAUCGCGAGGGCGAUCGUGCGGAACCCGACGAUCCUGCUGCUGGACGAGGCGACGAGCGCGCUGGACGUGGAGUCGGAGAGGGCGGUGCAGGAGGCGCUAGACCGGAUCAUGGUGGGGAGGACGACGGUGGUGGUGGCGCACCGCCUGAACACCAUCAAGAAUCUCGAUUCCAUCGCUUUUCUCGGCGAGGGGAAGGUGAUGGAGCGGGGGAGCUACGCGCAGCUGAUCGCCAAGAAGGGCGCCUUCUUCGACAUCGCCGCUCUAUCUGCCUGAUGAACGCCCCCCUGGAGGAGGGACGCCAAGAAUAGUAUGUAUACAUUUCCAUAGAUUCUGUGCAUGCGUGCGCAAGUAAAGCGAAUCUUUCGUAAUUAACUGCCUACGGACAAAACUCUUUAAAACAAAAUAAAAUAAAAUAAAAUAAAAAAUCCUUUUAAUGUUUUAGAAAACAA